Molecule: messenger RNA, 4877 nt
Organism: Alligator mississippiensis (American alligator)
Lineage: Eukaryota; Metazoa; Chordata; Crocodylia; Alligatoridae
Product: uroplakin-2
Exons: 5
Coding region: 1795-2424 (209 amino acids)
Source: RefSeq, a predicted model, not a curated record
GCUCUGACAUAAAAGGCAGGGGCAGUAGUGACAGUACCUCUGACCGCCCUCUAAUCAAAGAUCAGACUCAUUCUGUUGUUAGUUCACACACUUUUCUUAUUAGUUCACACUGUUGUUUAUUUUUUUUCAACCUCUUCUAAUUGGAGGGAGACUGUAGUGUUAUGUUAUGCGUCAUGUUCUCACUGUCUGUAGAAAGCCCUCACAUGUUGCACCUUUCCAGUGCACAUCUUGAAUAGUCCAUUCUCUAUUCCAGAUGGGGCUCUGUGAGGAAACUUAAGAGAAGGAGCUGUUUGUUUAUUACUUAAGGAUAUGUCCCCAGAAAUAAUAUGUCAGGGUUGCAGUAGUAAAAGUGUUCCAUUAAGAAAAGUCUUCUGGGUUCUCCUGUUUGAAAUCAUACAUAUCCAGGAAUGAAUUUAGUAUUUUUUGAGAAAUGGGGGCAAAAUGAUACUAGUAGCAGAUUUCUCACAGUAUUUACAUAAUGGAACUAUGGUGACUUGUACAAAUCCAUAAAAGAGGAUUUCAAUGAUGCUCAUAUUUUAUCAGUAAGACAAAAAAAUAAGAUCAUGGUGAAAGGUUUCUCCAGACCUAGCAGUCCAGCAGUAUGGUAUUUGCAGUAUGGUAGCUGAAAGGAUCUCAAAGCAUCCCAGGGUCCUAUGGUACCCUAGUUGAGAGAGGCACACAAGGGAGCCCUAUCCUUUAUCCUCCCUAGCCUGAAUGAGCAGGCAUCUAUUUACAGCAGUCUCAAGCAGGGGCAGUCUUCAGGAGAAGUUGAGAUCUGUGGUGCUCAAGGUUUUGGCCCUGUGGGUCAGUUGAAUACCAUAGGACUGGUCUGUGGACCAGAUAGAGCUCUAUACCAACCUCAAGUGCCAGGUUCCGGUUCUGGGGCCCUGCUCCACCCCUGCUCAGCCCAGUGUGCCAGGAUUGGGCCCCAUGCAGGACUGUGGAUCCAUGGGAAGACCUGCAAGUUGAGCACCCCUGGUCUAGACUCUACAGAGAACCUUAAACUCACACCUUUGCACUUAACUGCUCUGCCUUGGUGCCCCUCCUUUAAAAGGACUUCAGGUGGAAGCGGUACCCCAUAGUGCUGGGCUCAUAUAAACAAAGUAAGAAAAUACUUGUGUUGGAGUGCCGCUCUCCACAGAAGUGGACAUAACCCUACCUGAAUUAACCUAAACCAAGCAGAGGUGGUUAUGGUUUUGUAUGCUCCUGUUUCAUUCCUGGUCUUCAACACAUCUUGUGUUUCAGUCCUGACCUUCCUUGGAGCAGAGACUUACAAUCAGGCUAACCCAUGACACUCUGCUGGGAGGAAAAACAGGUGCUAAGAUGAGACUACAAAGGCAGUUUUUUGCCUAGAGCUUAAGUCAAGGUCUAAGGCUCAAAUUUUGGGUCUCUGAGAAUAGGUGGCAAGAGUAUUAAAUUUACAUUGCAUGCCCAAGCCUAACGUGUCUUCAGUCCAGGCUCCAGCUAGAUUGUUGUGGAAUGUUGUCCUGGGCCUGUUUAACAGAUUCAUUGUACUGCAAUUUGUUCUAGUUAAAAAUUGCAGCAGGAGUUAUGAGCCAGUAGAUAUGUGGCUGAACUCGUUUGUGAAGUUUGUCAAGUUUGGGUGUGGAGGGAGGAAGAAUAGGAAAAGUGGUGGGAGAGCGAGACAGGAUUUACUUGUGGUUUCAGACAUUUCCAUGGCUAGAUAAUGGACUGUUAUGUCGCUUGGUUUGCCUUAGGGUUGUCAGCUGCUGAAAUGUGGACUACAAUAACAGUGCAUCAGCUGAAUGCUACAUUGGCUAAUACACUUUGCCCAUGUUAAUAGUAGCACUGAACUUCUUUCCUAACAUGAGCAAUAUUUUAGCAGCAAGACUGAGUUCUUCCUUCAUCGUUAAUAUCCCUAAGUGUAUCUCCUCCUCUCACUAUACACCCACUACCAUCAGACCAGCAAUAGCUGUUCUUGGUGAGACAGUUGGCCUGCCAGCUGUGACAGACACCAACCAGAUCAGAUCCCUCCGCAACUUCACUGACGCCCCCAUUUACUAUGCGGGAGAAUUCGCAAGUGUCUCAUGCAGGAUGGCCAGGGCUCUUGUGAAAAUGGACAUAGAUGAUGAGAACUAUAAGCUGACCACAAUUGUAGGCUACCAGGUGGGAGCAGAAGUCUGUGAAAACACUAAGGGGCCCUUCUGCAAUCGAGUCCUGAAGCCAUCCUCAUUCUACAGGGUGAAUUUUUUUGUUUUGGAUGAAAAUGCUGUAGUAAGAGCUCACACAGAUUGGUCUGAUCCCAUCCAGACAAAUAAUGUGACAAGCUUCUCAGCCUAUGAUGGUUCAUUUGAAGGGAGAGCAGGAGGAAUGAUAGUGAUCACCGUGCUGCUUUCUGUUGGCAUGUUCUUGGUGGUGGUUGGUUUAAUUGUGGCAGCAGCUCUUGGAGGUAGAAAAUCCUAAAGCUGGCAAGUCAAGAUUGCCUUCCAGAAUGAUGCCGACAACAGAUAUGGAUGAAAUGGGUCCUGGGAGUCAAAAAUAUGUUUAUGUAAGCAGUGCUGUGCAUAAGAGGGAACAUGAACAGUUAGAAACAGUGGAAAUCAGAAAUAAAGAUGUGUAAUUUAUAAAGAGAAAAAACUGUGUACGGCCCAAUUUAGACAGUGACAACGUUUACACCAACUCCUAAUGUUAGAGAUAAGCCCAAAAAACCCCUCAAGACCUGACCAGUGCUCAAGCUGGGUUCCAAAUUGAUUUGGAUCUUUAUCUUGCUAACCAACUGAAGUGGAUAUUGGAGGUAUAUAGCACAUAGAGCACAAGCUGUGACUAAAGUAUCAAGGAAAAACAUUGUUGAGGGUGAUAGGUUGAGUUCUGUAUCUCAGGUUCUGUUCACUUGGCACAAUGCAGUGCUGUGCAGAGGCACCUGGGUAUAAGAAGCAGUAUAGUUGCAUUAGCUAAUGAUGUAGCUAUAUUGUUUCUGGUACCUGAGUUGGAUUUGAGUGAGCUCAAGUUGGGUAUCCAUGCAUAGCACUACCUUGUGUCAAGUAGAUAUACCUUCAUUGUCUUAGACCAGAGGGGGCCGACCAUUUUGGCAGGGGUACUGGAAAUUAACCCCUCACCCUCCCUGAGUGCCACACCAGUCCCUUCCCUCUGUCUGAUGUGCUGCUCUACUUUUUGCUCCCUGCCCUAUCUGCUGCUCUGCUUUCUGCCUCUUACUUACCCUGUGCUCUCUGCCUGAUUUGCUGCUCUGCUUUCAGCUUAUUGCCUCGUCUGCUUUUGUGCUGCCUGCCCCCUCCCCAGUCUGCUUCAUACCUCACACACAGACUGCUUGUGCCACUUGUAGCACUUGUGUGGCAGGUUGGCUACCCCUGCUUUAGACCAUCUUCUGUGUUAGUGGCUAUGUAAUGUAUAAAAGCAAGUGACUGUAUUGCAUGUAAUGGCUGAAUGUGGUAUACCAGGGUCUAUAUAUCUUUCUGUAUACAUGCACUGAAUUUCCAUUUAUCUCUUCCCUCCACCAUGAAUCAGAUGAUACCAACUUUGAGUGUGAUGUUUCUUUUUGGCUGGACAGGUUGUAUGCUGCAGUAUACUAAUCAACAUAGUAGCUGGUUUUAGAAGCCUGGCCUUAAGAGGCCAUUGAGUGCUAGUUCUGCUCAUUGUGCUGACUUCCAUGUUGAUGUCGAGGAGAGCUGCAGGUGCUUAAACUGUCUUAAGUUCAGGCCUUUACCCCCACUCAUCCAAAGGGGCAAGUAGUCUCCUCAAGAUUAAGUGGCCAUGGCUAAAACUGCAGCAUUUUUGCUUGUGUUACUUAGGCUUGUUGGUUAAUCUGCUAAAAUUGAGCUGAAAGAGCUUAUACUGCUUGUAGCUCAUAGACCUGAUAUCUGUGGUCAGAAUUUGCUGUGAUGGUUUGGCAACUGAACUUAAACCUCUUUGGAUGUGGCCAGAGAAAACAGUACUGCAAAACAGGUUGAAAUUAUGGAAUCUGAAGGAAGACCUCAAUAUUUGUGAAACAAUUCAGAGCUCAUAGUUAACACAGUGAAUAGGCAAGACUGGAAAUCAAUGUUAUACAAACUGGGACAUAUUCUGCUCCUGGCCAAACCUGUGCAAAACUCAGUGAACUUGAUGUAAAUGCAAAGUAUUAGUUUAGGUAAAAUUUGGCUCUUUGAGUUCAAUCCAAAGUCUACUGAAGUCACAUGGGAACCUUCCUAGGUGACUUCAUUAUACAUAGAAUUAGGCCCUUUAAGUUUUGUAUCUUUCAUUAAACAAACUCUUCCAGGUUUUAGGAAUCAGAUUAAAACAAAUGAUCCUUGAUUACUUUUAUGUAAUAAUGACUUUGUGCCAAGUGAAAUGGAUGACAAUCUGUGAUAAGCAUUAAAAAUAAAUAAUGCCAGGGGAAAUGCUUCUGCAGUUUUCUGAUGUUGCUGAAUUUCACAACACCCGUGAGGGUGAGAAUGUGACACAUUAGCCAGAGUAAAUUCUAAUAACUGCUCAGUAGCUGGUGGUCAUUCAUUAAAAGGGAUCACUUCUAGAAAUGAUCUAAUAGGAAAUCUGUCCUGUGUCACUGAUGUCAUGAUUUAUAAUCCUGUGCAUCACUUUGCCAUAUUUUCAGAAAUUGCACUCAGGUCCUUGGUUUGAUAAAAUGCACAGUAAUCUACUUUAUACUGUCCUUGCUAAACUGUUAUGCGUUUGGGUUCAUAACAUUUUUUUUCUACCUACCGCUAGUCAUUUCUAGGUUGUGAAUUUGGUUUUUGUUUUUUUUCCCCCUUCUUCUGAACACCACUUUGACAUUCAAGUAAAAAUGUAAAUGAUGUCUAUAAAUUAAUGAACUUUGUAAAUAAGUUCUGAUUUAAAUUACAAUGCAACUGAAACUUGCUUGGAAGGAAAGUAACUCUAGCAUGAAUUAAAAAAAUUAAGCUUCAAAU